AUGUUAAAUGAAAAAUCUAUUCCGUCUAAAACGUCUAUAACAGUAUUAGCUGACAUUAAAAAUACUCAAGAAAACAGGUCUUAUUUUAAUUUGAGACAAUAUGGACCAUUCAAUUUAAAACAAAUAAACCUCAAAACAGACAUUGCUAGCAAAAGUUUGAAAGAAAAUUCUCAUGACAGAAUGAAGAAAUGUUCAAAGAAAAGAAAAAUAAAAGACAUACACCUUAAAACAAAUAAGAAACUUAAAACGGAAGAGGAGAGCGGUACAGACGAAGAUAUGACGAUUUCUUUGCAUGAUACUUCUGAUGAAGAGUAUCACAUUACAGAUGAUAUCUUAUCAGAUGAUGAUUAUCUGUAUCAUAUGGAUUAUCAAUUGAAAGAACAGAACGUUACAAAUUUAAGAAAAAUAUCAGACACAAGUAAAAUAGAGAGAGAAAAAAUAGAACAAUCAAGCCGAUACACAAGAGUGAAAAUCAGGGAGUAG
Parnassius apollo (apollo) is the source of this 483-nucleotide messenger RNA. The record is from the annotation of a GenBank genome assembly. NCBI's taxonomy places the organism in Eukaryota, Metazoa, Arthropoda, Insecta, Lepidoptera, Papilionidae.